CACACACACAGACAGAACACAGCAGAGAAACCACUCACAAGUCAGACCCAAAAGCCAAAAAAACCCACUCCCCAGCUAAAAUACCGAGCGUUUUCACAACCAGAGAACAUACUUCUCUCUCUUUCUUUCUUUUAAGACAGUACCAAAUUAUAAAACAAAGAAGAAAAACCAUUUACAAAAACACUAAUUCUUGGAACCCCAAAUCCACUUUCCGGGUUAUCGGGCUCCGGAUCUGCCACCCAUUUCCCCAACACCCACCACCACCACUUUUUCUCGGCCUCCCCAACCCCAUAUAGCCCCACCUUUAAUUUCAUCACUUCACAAACUUCCCUCCCAAACCCACAUAGCAAAAACACACAACCUAGUAAAUAUACCAAAGCCUUGCAAAACCUACUGUUUCUGACAGGCUUAUAGAGUAUAAGAGUAGCGUUGGUUGGAAUUCUCUUUCUUUUUGUGGGUGAUAAUACUGAUAGAUAUUAUGGCGGGCAAUCCGCCAGAGGGCUUAGGUGAUGAUUUCUUUGAGCAGAUCUUGGCUGUGCAGCCUACUUAUACAACCAGUGAAGCAGCAGCAGUAGCUGGGUAUGGAGGUGGAGAAGUGGGGUCCAUGCCCAUGGUUUUGCAGUUGGGGUCUGGUGGUGGUGGUGGUGGUGGUGGUGGAGGUGGAGGUGGAGAUGGUGGUGGUGGGAGUGGUGGUGGUGGUGGCGGUGGCGGGUUGAGAGGGAUGAACUUAGGGAUGGGUAUGGCACCACCUUUGGGGUUGAACUUAGAGCAACAACAACAGCAUGGUGGGUUUUUGAGGCAGGAGAGGUUUAGAGAAGAGGUUGUUGAUGGUAAUCAUAGUAACAGUCAUAUUAAUAAUGGUUCUUCUUCUUCUGCUACUCAUGGAAUCAAUGAAAGAGAUUCGGUGCACAUGACAAGUUUGUUUCCUGCGUUUGGACAAAUGCAAGCUCAGUCACUCCGGCCAACAGCACCACCUCCAUCCCAACUACACCAGUUCCAUAGCCAACCAACACAUGGGCCGGGUGUUGCUGCACCACAUCCACCUGGAAUCCGCCCAAGGGUGCGUGCAAGACGAGGGCAAGCCACAGAUCCCCACAGUAUUGCUGAACGGUUACGUCGGGAAAGAAUUGCGGAAAGAAUGAAGGCUUUGCAAGAAUUGGUUCCCAGUGCCAACAAAACGGAUAGGGCAGCAAUGCUCGACGAAAUUGUGGACUAUGUGAAGUUUCUAAGGCUCCAAGUCAAGGUUUUGAGCAUGAGUCGAUUGGGUGGAGCCGGUGCAGUAGCUCAGCUUGUAGCUGAUGUACCCCUUUCAUCAGUUGAGGGUGAGGGCAUUGAAGGUGGAACAAAUCAACAAGCUUGGGAUAAGUGGUCAAAUGAUGGCACAGAACAGCAAGUAGCAAAGCUGAUGGAAGAAGAUGUAGGAGCUGCCAUGCAAUUCCUUCAGUCCAAGGCUCUCUGCAUCAUGCCUAUAUCGCUUGCUUCUGCAAUUUUUCGGACACAUCAACCGGAUGCACCAACACUUGUUAAGCCCGAAUCAAACACCCCUUCAUAGACCCCAACAACAAUGUGCAAUUGCAUGUGCCCGUCUUUGACUUCCAGUGUGCCUCUGGGUCCCAAAUUCCUGUAUUAGUCCAGCUUUUACUCAUCACAAUGAGUAUUUUAUAGUGUAGAUUCUAACUCCUUGAUGGAGAAACAAUCAGGUCAGAGUAACUGUUCAUUCUUUUUCCCAGUUUCGUCAAACUAGGAGUGCUUCUCAUGCCUGGAAGAAAAAACCCGAGGCACUUGAUGUCCUUGCCAUAGUCAAGUCCAGGAAGGAGUUUUCCAAAGCUGAAUGGAUGUGCUCCUCUUCUAGUAUCAGUGGUGGGGUUAGUGGUUGAUGACCAAAAUAUUGGUGGUAGUGACUCCUUUAUUUCUUUUUUGGAUAAUGGGUUGUGGGGCAUUUAAAAGGGACAGAUGGGUAUGUGUAUGAUGUAUUUAGAGAAAUUUUUAAUGCAAGUUGAAAUAGAUUUGGUUGAUUGUCUC
Messenger RNA from Quercus lobata, 2022 nucleotides. Its product is annotated as transcription factor UNE12-like. The transcript has 7 exons. Gene Ontology annotation, cellular component: nucleus. Lineage: Eukaryota; Viridiplantae; Streptophyta; Magnoliopsida; Fagales; Fagaceae. The record is from RefSeq and is a predicted model, not a curated record. Gene Ontology annotation, biological process: regulation of transcription by RNA polymerase II. Gene Ontology annotation, molecular function: RNA polymerase II cis-regulatory region sequence-specific DNA binding; DNA-binding transcription factor activity, RNA polymerase II-specific; protein dimerization activity. The coding region runs from base 479 to 1552 and encodes 357 amino acids.